Messenger RNA from Manihot esculenta (cassava), 830 nucleotides. RefSeq names its product brassinosteroid-responsive RING protein 1. Gene Ontology annotation, biological process: protein ubiquitination. The transcript has a single exon. Gene Ontology annotation, molecular function: zinc ion binding; ubiquitin protein ligase activity. The coding region runs from base 206 to 718 and encodes 170 amino acids. The record is from RefSeq and is a predicted model, not a curated record. NCBI's taxonomy places the organism in Eukaryota, Viridiplantae, Streptophyta, Magnoliopsida, Malpighiales, Euphorbiaceae.
CAAGAGCUGAAGCAACCGAAGCAGAAGCUGAAGCUGAAGCAGAAGUAGAAGCUUCUCCUCUCAAUCCCUACCUCUAAAAAUUCCUUAUAAAAGCCUCGAAGCCUCCUCUCCUUCUAUUUAUCAAGGAAGACUCUCUCUCUAUACAUCGCUCUCUCUUUUUCUUUCUUUCUUUCUUUCUUUCUUUCUUUCUUUCUUUCUCAGCUUAAUGGGAUUUCCUGUUGGGUACACAGAAGUGUUCUUGCCGAAGCUGUUCGUGCACACACUAUCUUUUCUGGGUUUUAUCAGGAACCUCAUUAUUUGCCUUUUUAACUAUCUGGGUCUCUCGGAUUUUCUAGAAACCGAUAACAUAUGGCCCGAUAACACUACCCGAAUCCAUACCCACACGCCUGUUUCAGCCGUCCUGAUCCGGGAAAUUCUACCCAUCAUAAAGUUCGACGAUUUGAUUGCCGGAGGGACGGAAGGUGAGCUGCCGGAGAGCUGCGCCGUUUGUUUGUACGAGUUCGAGGGAGACGCGGAGAUCAGAUGGCUAAAGAAUUGCAAGCACAUUUUCCACAGGGCGUGUUUGGACCGUUGGAUGGAUCAAGAUAGGAAAACGUGUCCGCUUUGUAGGACCUCGUUCGUGCCUGAUGAGAUGCAAGAAGAGUUUAAUCAACGGUUACUGGCAGCUUCUGACGACGGUGAUUUUUACAGUGAAUACAGUUCGGUUCCGGUUUUGUAGACAGGGCAUGUCAUCCUGUUCGGAUGAAAUGUACAUAUACGAUGAAAUUUGGGCAAUUUAUCAAAAAAAAAAAAAAUCGAGUGUCCUAAUUAUUGCCAUUUUUUAUUCACAA